Messenger RNA from Macadamia integrifolia, 2086 nucleotides. RefSeq names its product transcription initiation factor TFIID subunit 12. Gene Ontology annotation, biological process: DNA-templated transcription initiation; RNA polymerase II preinitiation complex assembly. Bases 54 to 1709 code for a protein of 551 amino acids. The transcript has 9 exons. Gene Ontology annotation, cellular component: SAGA complex; transcription factor TFIID complex; SLIK (SAGA-like) complex. Gene Ontology annotation, molecular function: protein heterodimerization activity; TBP-class protein binding; DNA binding. NCBI's taxonomy places the organism in Eukaryota, Viridiplantae, Streptophyta, Magnoliopsida, Proteales, Proteaceae. The record is from RefSeq and is a predicted model, not a curated record.
AUAUAGCAUCAAACCAAGUGCAAAGCUCCAGGGCUUCACUGUCUCCUGGUUUCAUGGAUUCCAUGGAAACUGCGGCAACCGCUCCACAACCAACGGAGCCAACACCACCUUCAACUUCAACUGUUCCUUCAUCGUCAUCUACAAUAGCUUCCGCGACAGAACCUGUACCUUCACCUUCCCCGAAUCCCAACCCUAACCCUAAUCCGAACCCUAACCAAAACCAAAAUACUCAGCCAUCGACUUCUUUCCAGCAGCCACAACAGGCACAGCAACCGCAACCGCAACCGCAGCAGCAGCCGAAUCACCAACAUUCUCAAACUCGGGCUCCUGGCAUUCCUCUGAACCGGCUUCGACCGCAACCGCCUUACCCGAAUUUCGCGCAUCUCUCAUCUCUGACUUCAUCGACAACCUCAGCUCCCUUGCCUCCGUCCAUAUCAUCGCCUGCUUCGCCUUCCAUUUCCACACCACCCAUUCAGAGAGGUGGUAUUGCAAUUGGGGUUCCCGCGCAUGCUAGGCCCCCUCAGCAACACACGUUUUUCAAUCCACCAUUUACUGGUUUGCCUCGGGGUUCAGUCAAUGUAUCUGACCCAAGCCCAAGUACUAAUACGACCAACGCUACCACGGUAAGACCGCAGAUGCAUGGGGUUCAGGGUAUGGGGAUGGUGGGUUCUCAUGGUCCUGGUUCUCAAUUGCGGCCAGGUGGGGUUUCUGGACAUCCUCAACAGAGACCUGUUCAACCAUCAAUAAGAUCUCAAUCUCCAUCCAGUAGCCAGUCUUUAUCUAGUCAAAAGCUUCAAGGCCACAGUCUACUAAGAGUUUCAUCUAUGGGUUCUCCUGGUUCUCCUUCGCCGGGUACACCACAAAGUUCCCAAAACCCUUCACAACCAUGGAUUUCAGCGGGGCAACAGGGGAAGCAAACACAACCAUCUUUAUCAUCUUCUUCAUACAGGCCACAGAUGAAGCCACCACAAUCUUUGCAGCAAAGAUCUCACAUUCCUCAACAACAGCUUCAUUCUUUACCAAUGCCUUCCCACCAACAGCAGUUGCCAUCUGCCCAGCAGCAGCAACAACCAUCACCUUCACAACAGUCACAAGAGCACUAUGUACAACAAUAUCCACCACCAAGGGUUCCCCAGUCUCUGCCUCAUCAACAUCAGGUUACACGGGGUCAAGGAUUAGGAAACCAGAAAUCAACCUCUCUUACAACGGUACAACCUACAAAUGUGCAGUCAGGGACCCAAAAUGCUACGGCUAGUGCAGAUGCUGGUGAGUGUGGCAAUCAGAUCCUCAGUAAGAGAAGCAUACAUGAAUUAGUCUCUCAGAUUGAUCCAUCUGAAAGGUUAGAUCCUGAAGUUGAAGACAUUCUUGUGGAGAUUGCAGAUGAAUUCGUUGACAGUAUAACAACAUUUGCUUGUUCAUUGGCCAAGCAUCGUAAAUCAACUACGUUAGAAGCAAAGGAUGUACUUCUGCAUUUAGAAAGAAAUUGGAAUAUAACACUUCCUGGGUUUGGUGGAGAUGAGAUCAAGAGCUACAAGAAGCCGUAUACAGCUGAUAUUCACAAGGAGCGGCUUGCAGCAAUUAAGAAAUCGAUUGUAGGAGUUGAGGCAGUAAAUACAAAGAGCUCUGCCGGACAAGCUGCUGGAAACCUGAAAGGUCAUGCGGCAAAGGCACCUGUUAUUGGUUCCCCCAAGACUAGUGAAGUGCCUUAGAGUUAACUAGGCAUCUUUUGAGAGUGUCCUAUGGGGGGAUGAUCUUCAUUACAGAAGGUUUGUACGAAGUUCAUAUGCAGCAGCACUAUGUUUUACAAGUCACAUGCAUGCUACCCCAAAUGGAGACACUGGGAUCUUUCAUGAAAGGUGAACCUCCGUAGGAGUGGAAGGUAAUGACCCUGAUGGCAUGGCGAGGGGAGCCCAAAUUUUGAUUACAGGGAUUGGUGCCCAGUUUUUUGAAAAAAUGGGAUAAAAUUUAGCGUGAAUUUUGUAAAUACUGAUACUCAUGUGAGUCUGAAUUAAUCUUGCAGACUAAAGAAGAAUUCAAUUGUAGAUUAGGGUUAGUAAGCUGGAAUCUUGCAAACCCAUCGUAGAAA